AAAUCAAUUCAUUUGAAUAUUCUUCUGAAUGAUUCAAAAGAAUGAGAAAUGCAAUAUGGCUUAUGUUAGCUAUCGGUAUGCCAGCACUAGCUGUAUCAUUCUUACUCAAAUUAGCGUGUAUAUGGAUACAUUGCAGGUUGGUGAAAUACUGUCUAAAAAAGAAAAAUCAAAGUUCUCAAAUAACACAGGAUGAUGGUGGAAGGGAAAUGCCAGAAGAAAAGUACAAAAAUACAUCCUUUGUUUCAAACAGUGAUCUAAAACUUGUAUCAUCGAAUGAUUCAAUUUUGGAGCACAAGGGUUCUGCUGAGAACAAUUCUAACUUGAACUAUAUUCCUGGCAAUGCAUUUGGAGAACUGCCCCCUGAGAAUAGUAAUGAUCAAACGGUCAAUGAUGAUGAAACAGUCGAAAGACGACUCGAAAUUGCCGUAGUUGAAACAAAAUGCACGAAUGAAGAACUUCUGAAAAAACGGAAAACAGAGUUGAGUGAUGCUGUUGUCAGCAAUGACGUAACGAAGCUAGAAGACGCUAUUGAGUGGGCAAGGUUCGACGGCUUUCAAGCAGAAUUGAGAGAUGAAAUUUAUCACGCAUCAAGAUGCAUACGGCAAAUUGCGGAUAUGGAGAGAAUUCGGGCAGCUGUUAGAGACCUUCGGCAAAGUGUGGUGUCUGUGCGAAGCUAUGGAAAACCACCCCGGAUGGUACACACAGUGAUGCUCUGCACUUACUUGCUACUAGGAGUGAAGGAAGAAAGGACUUACCGUUGGCAGGCAAUCAAAACCCUUCUGAGUCAACGAGGGAAGAACGCACUGAAAAAUCUCAUGAUGCGAUUCGAUCGACAUCACGUGAAACCAGAAGUCGCAUCACGUGUUCAAGCUUUGGCGGGUUUUGAUUUGAGAAGCGUUUGUGACGUCAGCGAAGGCGCCGCGAUCUUCUAUGUUUGGGUGUGUGGGAUGAUUCAAGACACGUAAAUUGUUCAGUGCGACAGUUCAAAGUCUCAAGAAUUCAGAUGAUUGAGAAAUCUUCUGGGUGCCAAAGAAUU
Messenger RNA from Styela clava, 1036 nucleotides. The record is from RefSeq and is a predicted model, not a curated record. NCBI's taxonomy places the organism in Eukaryota, Metazoa, Chordata, Ascidiacea, Stolidobranchia, Styelidae.